GUUAUUUGAAGGACUAUUACUGUUAAAUGCACUCUAAUUCAUUAUUAAUUCUAAUGUUCAGAGAUAACUUAACUUUAUUACCAUGUCGACCAAAAUUUUGAAAUCGGCUAUUUCAAAAUAUUUUAUACGAAACUUUGCAACUAAACAAACUUCUGUAAGGAUUAUAGAAGUGGGACCAAGAGAUGGAUUACAAAAUGAACCAAAAAUUUUAUCAACAGAUAUUAAAGUUGAAUUUAUUAAUCUUUUAUCAGAAACUGGUCUUAAAUCCAUUGAAGCAACAAGUUUUGUUAGUCCAAAAUGGGUUCCGCAAAUGGCAGAUAAUAGUGAUGUUUUAGGUGCCAUAAAUCGUCAUCCUGGAGUAGCUUAUCCUGUAUUAGUACCAAAUUUAAAGGGCUUUAAUAGUGCUCUGAAUUCAAAAGCCAAUGAAAUUGCAGUGUUUGGAGCUGCUUCAGAAAGCUUUUCACAAAAAAAUGUUAACUGUUCUGUUAUAGAAAGCAUAGAAAGGUUCCGUGAAGUUAUGAAAGCUGCAAAAGAGAAUAAUAUCAAAGUACGUGGUUAUGUUUCAUGUAUUGUAGGAUGUCCAUAUGAGGGUCCAAUUAAACCUUCUGCCGUAGCUAAAGUUACUGAGGCUUUGUUUGAAAUGGGGUGUUAUGAAGUAUCACUAGGAGAUACAAUUGGUGUUGGAACACCUGGAACCACUAAACCUAUGCUAGAAGAAGUUCUUAAAAUAGCUCCUGCUGAAUCACUUGCAGUUCAUUAUCAUGACACUUAUGGACAAGCACUAGCAAAUAUAUUAUGUUCACUAGAGUAUGGAAUUUCUGUUGUGGACUCGUCAGUUUCUGGGCUAGGUGGAUGUCCAUAUGCUCGAGGUGCAUCUGGUAAUGCAGCCACUGAAGAUGUUGUAUAUAUGUUAGAAGGGUUGGGUGCGCACACAGGUGUUGACUUAGAUAAAUUAAUACAUGCUGGUAGAUUUAUUUGUGAUGCUUUAGGACGUGAGAGUGGAUCUAAAGUUAAUCUUGCAAAACGGGGAAAAUCUCUUAAAUGCUAAA
Messenger RNA from Ctenocephalides felis (cat flea), 1049 nucleotides. RefSeq names its product hydroxymethylglutaryl-CoA lyase, mitochondrial-like. Gene Ontology annotation, molecular function: hydroxymethylglutaryl-CoA lyase activity. Gene Ontology annotation, biological process: ketone body biosynthetic process; L-leucine catabolic process. Bases 83 to 1048 code for a protein of 321 amino acids. The transcript is spliced from 6 exons. NCBI's taxonomy places the organism in Eukaryota, Metazoa, Arthropoda, Insecta, Siphonaptera, Pulicidae. The record is from RefSeq and is a predicted model, not a curated record.